This is a messenger RNA of Pongo pygmaeus (Bornean orangutan), 3166 nucleotides long. It is a transcript of the gene OSCAR, whose product is annotated as osteoclast associated Ig-like receptor. Gene Ontology annotation, biological process: immune response-regulating signaling pathway. Gene Ontology annotation, molecular function: collagen receptor activity. The transcript is spliced from 4 exons. The record is from RefSeq and is a predicted model, not a curated record. Gene Ontology annotation, cellular component: plasma membrane. Lineage: Eukaryota; Metazoa; Chordata; Mammalia; Primates; Hominidae. The coding region runs from base 397 to 1341 and encodes 314 amino acids.
AGCAAGACUCCGUCUCAAAAAAAGAAAAAAAAAAAAAAAGAAACUGACCUGGUCUGGGUCUUUCAGUCAGACUAGUAGGGGCUGCUUGAGAGCAGUAACGGAGUCUGAGUUCCCUCUGUGCCUGCCAACAUCGCACAGCGAGGGUCUGGCACGUAAUAGGUGCUAAUUUUUCUUUUUUUCCUGAGACUGAGUCUAGCUCUGUCCCCCAGGCUGGAGUGCAAUGGCGUUAUCUCGGCUUACAGCAACCUCCAACUCCCGGGUUCAAGCGAUUCUCCUGCCUCAGCCUCCUGAAUCGCUGGGAUUACAGUGCCACAGGACUAUGACACAGUCACCCACAGGCCCCCACCUCGAUACUCUCUUCCCUAAACGAGUAUCUGGUCUGGGUCUGGCUUUCUGAUGUUGCCUCAUUUCCUGGGAGGGGAGAGGGUGCGACCAAGCCCUGGCUCCAGCUCCAGUGAACAUUUGCCCACCAUGGCCCUGGUACUGAUCCUCCAGCUGCUGACCCUCUGGCCUCUGUGUCACACAGACAUCACUCCAUCUGUCCCCCCAGCUUCAUACCACCCUAAGCCAUGGCUGGGAGCUCAGCCAGCUACAGUUGUGACCCCUGGGGUCAACGUGACCUUGAGGUGCCGGGCACCCCAACCCGCUUGGAGAUUUGGACUUUUCAAGCCUGGAGAGAUGGCUCCCCUUCUCUUCCGGAAUGUGUCCUCCGAGCUGGCAGAAUUCUUUCUGGAGGUGGUGACUCCAGCCCAAGGGGGAAGUUACCGCUGCUUCUACCAAAGGCCAGACUGGGGGCCGGGUGUCUGGUCCCAGCCCAGCGAUGCCCUGGAGCUGCUGGUGACAGGUGAGGUCCUGGGGUCGGGGAGGAGAAGUGGGUGGAACAAGGGAGGUGGGGGAGGGACAGAGAGACAGAGCGAGGCGGGCAAACUGAUAGAUUCACAGACACAAGAAAAGACAGAUACAGAGACACUAGGGGGAGAGAGAGAGACAGGGGAGCAGAGAGAAAGAGAGAGAGGUACAGUGCGGGGGGAGAGAGACAGAGAAAGAGGCAGAAGAAGAAAGAGGCAGAGAGAAAGGGAGGCAGAGAGAAAGGGAGGCAGAGAGAGAAAGAGAGACAGGCAGACAGAGAGAGAGACAGGCAGAGAGAAAGAGAGAGAGGCAGAGAGAGAGAGAGAGGCAGAGAGAAAGCGAGAGACAGAGGCAGAAAGAGAAAGAGAGCGAGCGAGCGAGCGAAAGACGCUCACGCGGCCCGGGACUCUCACCCCGUCUCUGCAGAGGAGCUGCCGCGGCCGUCGCUGGUGGCGCUGCCCGGGCCGGUGGUGGCUCCUGGCGCCAACGUGAGCCUGCGCUGCGCGGGCCGCCUGCGGAACAUGAGCUUCGUGCUGUACCGCGAGGGCGUGGCGGCCCCGCUGCAGUACCGCGACUCCGCGCAGCCCUGGGCCGACUUCCCGCUGCUGGGCGCCCGCGCCCCGGGCACCUACAGCUGCUACUACCACACGCCCUCCGCGCCCUACGUGCUGUCGCAGCGCAGCGAGGUGCUGGUCAUCAGCCGGGAAGGUGAGGGCCCUGAGGCCCGGCCCGCCUCCUCCGCCCCAGGAAUGCAGGCCCCAGGCCCUCCUCCCUCAGACCCAGGAGCCCAGGCCCCCAGCCUCUCCUCCUUCAGACCCAGGGGUCUAGUCCUGCAGCCCCUCCUCCCUCAGACCCAGGGGUCUAGUCCUCCAGCCCCUCCUCCCUCAGACCCAGGGGUCUAGUCCUCCAGCCCCUCCUCCCUCAGACCCAGGGGUCUAGUCCUCCAGCUCCUCCUCCCUCAGACCCAGGGGUCUAGUCCUCCAGCUCCUCCUCCCUCAGACCCAGGGGUCUAGUCCUGCAGCCCCUCCUCCCUCAGACCCAGGGGUCUAGUCCUCCAGCCCCUCCUCCCUCAGACCCAGGGGUCUAGUCCUCCAGCUCCUCCUCCCUCAGACCCAGGGGUCUAGUCCUCCAGCUCCUCCUCCCUCAGACCCAGGGGUCUAGUCCUCCAGCUCCUCCUCCCUCAGACCCAGGGGUCUAGUCCUCCAGCUCCUCCUCCCUCAGACCCAGGGGUCUAGUCCUCCAGCUCCUCCUCCCUCAGACCCAGGGGUCUAGUCCUCCAGCCCCUCCUCCCUCAGACCCAGGGGUCUAGUCCUCCAGCUCCUCCUAAUCAGACCCAGGAUUCCCGGGCCCCAAUACCUCCUCCCUCAGACCCAGGACUCCAGGCCGCCAGUCCCUCCUUCCUGGACCCAGGACUCCAUGCCCCCAGCCCCUCCUUCCUGAUCCAGGAGUCCAGGCCCCAGCCCCUUCUUCCUGGACCCAGGAGUUGAAGCCUCCAUCGACUCCCUCUCAACUUUGAGACUGUGGAGUCAGGUCCCUAAGUCCACCCCAGGGGCUGGAAACCUGGAGUUCAGGGCCCAGACUUUGGGGUCCGGGAGCUGACGGCCCCUCUCUCCCAGCUCCGCCCGCAGACCCUGGCUCCUCCGACUACACCCGGGGAAACCUUGUCCGCCUGGGGCUGGCCGGUCUGGUCCUCAUCUCCCUGGGCGCGCUGGUCACUUUUGACUGGCGCAGCCAGAACGGCGCUCCUGCUGGUAUCCGCCCCUGAGCCCCAGGAGCACUGCAACCCGAGACUUCCAACCUGAGUAGCGGAGAAGCUGGGACCCUGGGCUGGACUGUCCUUUCCUGCAGCCCCGCAGUCCUGAUGGCUGAGCCCCGCGGAACGGUCCUUAGACCCCCCUGUGCCCUGUGCUGUAGCUUCUUUGCAGGCCUUUCCCAAGGAGUAGCUGAGUGGAAGACGCGAUCAGUGGUUAAGACGUCCAAGCCAGAAGACAGAGGGUUCGAAUCCCAGCACUGCCGUCCACUCACUGUAAUAGUAGCAGCUACAGAAAGGUAGUAGUGAGACGUCAAGCCAGCUGGACUUUCUGGGUUGAAUGGGGACUUGGAGAACUUUUCUGUCUUACAAGAGGAUUGUAAAAUGGACCAAUCUGCACUCUGUAAGAUGGACCAAUCAGCGCUCUGUAAAAUGGACCAAUCAGCAGGACAUGGAUGGGGACAAUAAGGAAUAAAAGCUAGCCAGCGCGGCACCGCACCAGAGUUCCCUUCCACGCUGUGGAAGCUUUGUUCUCUUGCUCUACACAAUAAAUCUUGCUGCUGCAAA